Molecule: messenger RNA, 5888 nt
Organism: Octopus bimaculoides (California two-spot octopus)
Lineage: Eukaryota; Metazoa; Mollusca; Cephalopoda; Octopoda; Octopodidae
Product: TBC1 domain family member 19
Source: RefSeq, a predicted model, not a curated record
AAGAAGCGGGGUGGAAGUAAUUGUUUGCGUAACCAAUCUGUAUAUAUGUGGCAAGUGUUAUGUCGGCCAAUCGCGUUCAGUUGCUAUGGUGACGACGCUGCGUAGCUUCCAUCAUGCCACCAGACUGAAACUGAAAGCGUUAGCUUCAAAUAUUAUAUACAUACAUAUAAAUAUAUAUAUAUAUAUAUAUAUGUGUGUGUAUGUAUGUACAUGAGAGCAAGAGGAGGGUGCAGAGUGACUAUUUCAGAUCAAUAAAUAAACGUUACGGUGUUGUGAAACAUGUGAGUAAAGUGGCUUCUGUUAGACUUCAUAUUUAAAGUAUAUUCUAACGUUUGAUUUUUUUUUUUUUUUUUGUAAUUAUUUAUUUAUACGACAAUUGAUUUGUCUAUUAUAUUUUCUCGUUGCUGUUCUUUAAGCUUCGUUUCAUUUUUCACUUAUUUCGGCCUUUAGACGUGUACACUUCUUUGCAAACGUAUAUUUCCCCACAUAAGGAAAAGUAACACACACACACGUCUAUUCAUAAUUAUAUACAAUGUGUAUACAAUGAUUAUUUAGUAUCCUUAUAUUCAAAUAUUGAAACGCUGGUUUUUAGAUAGACGUAUACGAACAUUUACAAAUCUAUUGUAACUGGAGUAAAACUGAAUUUAUUAUUCCUUCGGAACAUAAAAUGAAAUCAUAAAAAGACAAUUUUUAUUCGACUGAAUAAUUUUAAAUUGCGUUUUUGUAAAUAAUUAUUGAAAAUUGAAUUUCUUAGAAAUAUUGAAAUGUUUUCUGCAGUUAACAACUUGUACUUCAAACACCUGCUGGUCGUCUUAGAUUUUGUCCAUACAGUUUAAGGAGUACCUAGACAAAAUCUACCUCGAAAUGGACGCAGAAGAAACGUUGACUAUUUCUAAGAACAUUAACCGUUUGUUACAACCAUCCAUGUUAUAUAAGGAAAUGUUGGCGAAAGCUCAAGAAGAAGCCAUCAAACUAAAUGUCCGUUUGUCUGACGUCAAAACAACUCUAUAUCAAAAGUUUCGAGACACGAAAUUUGACCGUCCACUCCGUAAUUACGUUUACAAUUACCUGAAACGAAAUGGAUACCUUGCAGCGAAACAGAAACUACAGACAUUUUCGCAUGAACAACUUGACUACUUGUACGAGGCACAGCAAAAUUGGGAGAGACGAAUUGUUAAAAGUCUGAAUGCCAUGUGUACUGAGCAAAAUAUAUCUUUAGCUCGCAAGAGGCCCCAAAAAGACAUCAACCAACUGAUGAGCCAAUGGACGGAGCUGGGAACUAACAUCCGUGAACCAACGAAUAUCCGUCCUGUGUAUGCACCAAAAGACUUCCUUGAUGCCAUCAUAAGUAUUCAGAACCAAAACAUCAACAGGAACAGUGAAGGACCUAUGAGUAUGUGGGGUAUAAUCCAAAUUGCGCUGAAAGUGAGGACCCUAUCAGAAUUGCGAACAUUCUAUAGUGGGAUUUCGAUAAACAAUUGUCAAAUAGGCAUUGACGAUACUAUCGAUGGUCUGAACGAAAGCUUCUUCAAUGAGAACAUAAAACUCGGUAAAAAAGUUAUCGCUCUCGGCUUAACUCCAGUCUCGCAAGAAUAUUCCAAGAAAGGAUGUCCAGUCAGCUUACGAAGGAUACUCUGGAGCCAAAUGCUUGGCCUUGAUAUAAGCAACACUGACUACGUUUACUAUAAACAACUGAAAAAUUAUGUGUUUAAACACGAACUUCUCACUGAUAAACUACUUUACAAAGACAUUAAACUGACGGCGAGCAAUGAUGACCAGUAUUUUGUAUUCGAAGACUUAUUAUAUCAAGUCCUUUUACCGUUUUUGCGUGAUACCAUUUUACUGACCUGCAAUAACAAAACCAACGGCAGUUUACCAAAAUCUUACAUUCGUGGCAAACUAGGAAACAGUGACUUGUCUGUGAUAUUUCCUCCCAGUGGUGUUAUACCAUUUCAUGGUUUCUCCAUGUAUGUUGUUCCAUUCUGUUACCUUUACAGUGAGCCAGAGCAACUUUAUUUUAUCUUUAGAGAAAUGUAUUCCAGGUUUUUCUUCCGACUCCAUUGCAUCUCGUCUCACGAAGAAGGCAUUUUAUCCAUUUGUCUGUUGUUCGAACAACUUUUGCAGACUUUGGAACCAGAGGUUUUCUUUCAUCUAAAACUCCACGGCAUCCAACCGCUGAGAAUCGCCUUUAAGUGGAUAAUUAGGGCUUUCUCCGGUUGUCUUGCUUGCGAUCAGGUUUUAUUAUUGUGGGACCGUAUACUUGCGUUUGACUCAUUGCAGAUCCUCGCUGUCCUUGCAGCUGCCAUAUUUUCUUUCCGAAAGAGUAAUUUAAUGAAAGUGCAAAGUCUUUCAGCUGCUGAAGGAGUUUUUGCUGAUUUGAUGACACUACAAAUAAUCCCUCUUAUACAGCUGGCCUUGUUCUCAAAAUAAUUUCUGUAGAACAAUUCUUAGUUAAUCAGACAUCGAUAGAUCUUCCAUAGAAUGUUAAUAACAUGUUUUGAUUAUGUGAUACACACACGCACACACACACACACACACACAUAUACACAUGUAUGUGAGUAUGUAUGUGUCAGAAUUAAAACAUUAAUAAAGUAACAUAAGUGGAAGAUAGUCAUAUUAAACACCCCUUGUAGUAUGAACUUCUGACACUACGUUGUGAGUUUAAACAACAACAGAUCGACUUCUGCGCUUAUCGCUGCUAGAAAAAGUUCCUGGGGGCGCUGCUUGCUUUUUCAGAGCUAGGUACACUCGUACCACCUCCAUUCAGGCACAAUACACUCCUCUCGCCGCCUAUAGUACGUAGAUCUUCUCCACCCUUCUGGGGCCCACCUUCGUCUUUCCAGUAUUCGUUCCCUGUCCAUGAUUUUCCUGUGGUCUUCACUUUGUAACUGUUCAAGAGGAACGUUGUUGACCUUAUCAACCUCAUCGGUUUCAGAGGAACUACUGCGUCCGAAGGCUGCGGAUACAAACUCUUUCUGCGGGAUCAAACAAGUAUUUAAGGAGUACUGGGGUUUAUUAAAAACGUGUUGUGGAUGAAUAAUGUACACUAAACUCAUUAGACUUUAAAGCAUCCAAGAUGUAAACGGGAUUGUUAUAGAAUUCUAGCAGAAGGGCCAUGUGAUAAUGUUGUUAUUUGGGAUUAAACGCCUUACAGAGUUAUGUCCCUUCGUGAUGUCUGUUUAAACAUUCUCUGGUCGACGAGGUCUGGUUGAUUAGGUUCUGAGUUCAAAUCCAGCUUAGAUUGACUUUGCUCUUUAUUAAUCAGGCGUCGAUAAAAGGAAGUACCUAUGAAACACUGGGGUUCAUAUAAUCUACAGUUGCCUCAACACAACAAAAUUUCUGUCCUUGUGCCUAACGUAAGAAAUUAAAUACCUUAGCAGUAUGUAGUUAUGUCCCUUAGUUGUCCGUUCUAAUACUGUCGAAUCGGCACCAUCGUGGGCCUUUAUAUCGACGAUGAGUAUUCAGUUGUUCGUCCAGUGAUUCUCAACUGGGGUCCUCAUGACUCUUGGGGCACCAUAUUUUGGUGAUAAACUUUAUGUGCUAUAAAUUGGUUAUUUUUCAACAAUACACAAAACAAUUCCAAAUAAUAUUUAAUUAUAACAAGAAUAAUGGAAUUUUUUUUAAUAUCCAGUGGCUAUGGGGGUCCAGUAGAGUAAAAUAGGGAUCAAAGAGGUCCAUAGACAAAAAAUAGUUGAGAACCACUUGUCUAACUGAAUUCCGUGUUUAUUAAAUUAGCAUAAAAGUCGCAGAAAUUUUCAGACGCAUCUAUCUUUAACAUAACUCCCAGGCAGUUAAACAAAUUGAUAACAACAUACCUGAGCUAUGCUCGGAGGCUGUUGGGAGAGUGUUGGGAACAUGCUUAGCAGCAUUUCUUCCGACCUAACGUUCCUUUCAUCUCUUCAGCGUUGAUAAACUAAGUACCCCUUCCCCCCAAAUUUCAGGCCUUGUGCCUAUAUCAGAAAGUAUAUUAAAUGUUCAUCAUCAUCAUCAUCAUUUCAUUUAACGUUCCCUUUUCCAUGUUUGCAUGAGUCAGACAGAAUGUGCUGAGGCUGAUUUUUUUUUUACAGCCAGAUGCCCUUCCUGUCGCUAACACUCACCUGUUUCAAAGCAAGGUAAUUUUCCCUAUGGCUACACACGUUUUCAUGAGAGACUUGGAAUUAAACAACAUGGCUUAUUUGAUGGUGAAGCCCGCUUACAAUCAGUACAUGAUGUCAAGACAACGGUACACACAAACACAGACACACAUAAGUGCAGUUGUGGUUGUGUGUUAAGAAGUUUGCUUCCUAACCACAUGGUUUGGGGUUCAGUCCCACUGCAUGGUACCUUGGGUAUGUGUCUACUACUAUAGUCCCAGACUGACCAAAGCCUUGUGAGUGAAUUUGGUAGAUGGAAAUUGAAAGAAAUCCAUCAUAUAUAUAUAUAUAUAUAUAGAUAGAUAGAUAGAUAGAUAGAUAGAUAAUUAUAUAGAUAUAAUUAUAAUUAAGGAUACUUAGAAACAGCACAAUGACUAAAAACCACUUCAAAUUACACUUCAUUAGCACAGGGCUGAAAGCAAGGAAAUGAAUAAAAGAGAUUUGGCAAAAAUAUUUUUCGAGGUUAAUUCUAGAUCAUCCGAUUAACAUAAAUAAUAACAUCAAAUCGAAUAAGAGUCCAGCUAGAAAUAGAACAAAGGUAACAUUAUCUAUAGGAGUAAAUAGUAAUAAAGAACUUGGUGGAAAGGAACUUAAUUCUACAAUGAAUGAUCAAAUUGAAACUAAAUCUGACAGAAAUAUAAAAGGCUAUCUUUGCAAUUGCUCUAAAUGGGUGUCCUGUUAUGUGGAAAAUAAGUGUAAGACUAGAAAUGUAAUGUAUAGAUGCACAGUUACAGCUGAGGGUAAGCAAUUCUUUUAUAUCAGUAGGACAUCAUUAAUUUUCAAGAGGAAACUGGCAAAUUGAGUUCAUUUAAAGACAAAAAUAGAAGGUUCCAAACAAGUCUUAGCAAAUUAAAAUGGUCUUUUAAGGACAGUAAUAAGGACUAUAUGAUUAAAUGGGAAUUAAUUUGUACUGCAAAACCAUACGGACCUGGAACCAAUAGACCUAUAUUUAGAAGAAUUUUACAGAAUUUUCACAUCCAAGGGUAAUGUAAUAUAUUUUAGACAAUAGCAUGCAUCGAGGUGCUUGCACAUGAGGAAAUCCACAUUUGCCAAGUAUAAAUGAUUAAUUUUUAUUUAAGCUAUGGAAGGUUUUGAAAUGAUGGACUAAAAAUGAUUAUCCAAUAAGAACUUGAAAUAGAGCUUGUUUGCAUCAGCUCUACAUUAUACAACGCAGAAUUUAUAAAAGAAAAUCAUUAAAUGGCCAUAGCAAGAGAUAUCAAGAUAAGACCCUAAAGAGACUGCACCGUUUUAUAGUAGGGUUGCAAUUGUAACGAUUACUAGUAGGUGUAAUUGAAACAUGUUGGUCUUUGAAAGGCAGUAUAUAAUUAUAGAAUUAAAGGUAAUGCUAUCGCUAUUUAGGAGUAAUCCUUAUUUUUAAUAUUGUUGAUAUAUAUAUAUAUAUAUAUAUAUGUUGUAAGCGGCCUUUUGACAACGGUUGUUGCUCUGACAGAUAUUGUUAUAUUCCAAAGUCAUCAAUAGGAUGGUUCCAUCUGGCACUGUACAACCCCCAGUCACUACACAGAACUUUGUUGGGUAUUUUUGUGUCAAAGCAUUUCCACUCAUUCUCAUUCUCCUUAUUCUGUCUUUAAUAACCAUGAAUGAUUUUCAAAUCAAAAAAAUAAAUAAAUAAAUUGUUUUAUACAACGAAGUGAUAUAACUAUUACAUUCACCAUCUCAUGUAUAAUGUUUUAUUUAAAUAAUUAUGGUACAUGUGUAAAUGUAAAUGUUUCUUAUAAUAAAAAAUAUGGAAACCUA